AUAAUAGUGCAAGUAUUGAGUACCGCUUUAACCUCAAUGAAAUGCUUUAAAACACAGGUAGAAAAACAUAAUAUAAAAUAUAAUCGAUUAGUUGGAUUUAAAUUAGAAGUAUAAUUUCCGUAGGUUGUGCCAUCAGUUAGAAAAGUGAUACCUAAUGUGUAUAUCAACAUAAAUAAUUGGCAAUUUUAAUUUGAAAAAUGAAUUUAACGUUUUGCGUAUUUUGUUGUUACGUUUGGUUGAGUUCAUCAGUUUAUGAUAAUAGUAUUGUAGAACAUGUGGGCAAAGAAGUACAAAAUUUAAGUUUUUUAUCGAGUAGAAAAAAUAUCGUCAAAAACAAAUGAUUUGUACAGGAUCUGGAUCAUUUUAACGUUACUGAUACUAGAACGUGGAAACAGAGGUAUCAUAUGAAUUUGAAAUACUAUAAAAUGGGUGGCCCUGUAUUUUUGUUGGUUGGAGGAAGCGAAAAAAUUUUACAUAGUUGGAUGAUCUCUGGGGCGUGGAUUGAAUAUGCUCAAAUUUUUAAUGCCGCGUGUUUUCAAUUGGAACAUCGGUAUUAUGGAAUGAGCCAUCCCACUGACGAUUUAAACACUUCAAAUUUAGUGUACCUGUCCACUGAACAAGUAUUAGCAGACCUGGCAAUAUUUAUAAAUACCAUUUCGAUUGAAAAAAAUCAACUACUGGGUAGUGCUAAAUGGGUAGGAUUUGGUUCAUCGUAUUCGGGAAGUUUAGUUGCCUGGUUAAUAUUGAAAUAUCCACACCUCGUAUACGCCGCAGUUUCGUCAAGUAGCCCUCUAACGGCGAAAAUACAUUUUGAAGAAUAUUUUAUGGCUGUCCAAAAAACAUUAUCAGUUUACAAUCAAAAGUAUGAAUUAAAUAUUAGACAAGCAAAUAAAAUUAUUAGCGAUCAAUUACAGACCGACUAUGGAGCAAAAUACAUCCAAACCAAAUUUAAUACAUGCGCUCAUAACUUAAACAAUGCUACGAAAAAUGUACAACAAUUGUUUAGAGACAUAUCUAGAUUUAUUGGACUAAUUGUACAAGAUGAUGAAGAUGACAGAGAGUACAAACAAAUUAUUGGAUCAACGGUAACAUUCGUAUCGCAUUAUGUGAUAGGUAUAAUGUUAGAUGACAUGUUAGGAAGUGCAGUAAGUAUUUCAGUAUUUUGAUUAAUGAACAACUUGUUCAAAAACAUGGAAUAAGACAGAUUAAAAUUUUAAGUAGGACGUAGGUAAUAUAGGUAUAUAUUUAUGAUUAUGAACGCAGCGUAUAAGUAUAAAUAGCAAUUAUUUUCUUGAAGACUUUAAAUCCAUUGACAGUUUAGUUAUCUCCUACAAUGAUAAAGAUUAAUUAUUUGAAAAUUACUGGUCUGAUUUACUAAAAUUACAUCACGAUAAUAUGGCCUCUCCAUGGUAAUUUUUUUAAGUGCUAUUGAAUAAAUGUUGCUUCGCUUAACCUCAAAAUCACCUUUAUUCCACCUUUAUGGAAGUUUAGUUUACUAAAUGGUAGAUUAAGAUAAGCCAAUAUAAAUCUAUCCAUACUGCAUUUCUGCUCAGAGAUCUAUAAAUAUAUAUGCUAGGUACCCAAUAGUCGAACCUCAUCAACGGCCAAAUAUCUAGCGCUAACAUUAGACGUAAACUAACGUGGGUCCCUCGCUUAAAAUUUAAAUUAAUUAAUUUAAAUUCUCACCUACGUUUAAUAUUUUACUUAAAUAAUGUACCUAUUAAUAAACUAUAAUAAUAAAUACACACACUUUCACACUAAGCUUCUUAUUUAUAAAUCUUUAACCAAAUCAAUUUUAUGCCAUAAGCUAUGGGGGAAAUUGCGAAAUGAUCAAACAUCAAUCAAAUUCAAACUUUCAAAAAUAUUGCGUUAAGAAAAUUAAUUUAUGUCCCUCUCAUACGUGCAAUGUAUUCCAAUCUCAAAUUGAAAAUCUUCAUGAAGAACGUCAAAUUUUUACAAACGCUUCUACAAGCAUCAAGCCCCCGUCGCUAAUCUAUUUGUAAAAAAUCUCAGUUCCUACAAUUCCAAUAAAUUUCCUCGAAAAAGACUCAAACGUGAAAUAUUAUGCCUUGUAAUCUGCUAGUAGCAUAUUACAAAGAAUUACUCUUUGUUUUGUACCUAUAUUUUUAUUAAUUUGUACAUAUAUCUAAAUAUCUUAUACGUACCUAUCG
Messenger RNA from Acyrthosiphon pisum (pea aphid), 2171 nucleotides. Its product is annotated as putative serine protease K12H4.7. The transcript is spliced from 7 exons. Gene Ontology annotation, biological process: proteolysis. The record is from RefSeq and is a predicted model, not a curated record. The coding region runs from base 405 to 1166 and encodes 253 amino acids. NCBI's taxonomy places the organism in Eukaryota, Metazoa, Arthropoda, Insecta, Hemiptera, Aphididae. Gene Ontology annotation, molecular function: serine-type exopeptidase activity; dipeptidyl-peptidase activity.